AUGGACUCACUACUACAUUGUCACUCAGAGCACUCGGAGCGUUUGAAGAGUUCGCACUUAUCACAGACGCCACAAAGAUCAAAGACCACCUUUGACUUUCGAGCUGAAACGGAGGCGGCGUUGCGACGCAAUCAGCGACUGCAGGAACAGUUGGAGUUUCUGGGUCGUUCAAUGGAGUAUGAUAGUGACGCAGGCGAGGAUAGUACUCGGACUUAUCGUGCGGCCACUGACACCUCAGGCACCACUAUUUCGUCGGUCCGCAGUGGCAGCGUCACGGUGGAUUGUGAAGAGCGACCUGUUGCUUUUACCAUGACACAACAGCUCAAUAAUCUCGAACGGGAGAACUUUAAGCUGCGGACUGAGCUUGAGGGCGUACUGGUUAAUGCUUCCAGUGCUUUAAAGAAACAUUUGGGUGGCUUCUCUUUGCGCAUGACAAAAGGUCUGUCGCUUACCGCAGAGGUCUCGGAGACUUCGAGUUCUUCGAGUCAUGAAGACAUUGAGGAGCCUGAGAACGAGAAUGCGGCGUUACUUAGUCAAAUCCGAGAGCAGCACAAGUUUGAAGCUGAAAGCUCUGCCGCACUUGAGUCGGAACUGGAGCAGGCAAAAAAUGACAGUAAAAAGGUGAAAGACCAAAUUGAAGUUGCACAGAACGAAAGUGCAUCAAAGCCAGACCGGGAGCAGCCUUUACAGGCGCCUGGCUUUUUGGAUAAGAUUUAUGCUAAUGUUGGCAAGGCCAAAUUGGUGCUUGAGGACCGUGUAAAGCAACUCGAUGAAUUGCUGGCUAAUGCUACCGAAGAAAACGAUCGUCUUUGCAACGAGAUCAAGGAUUUCCAGCAGCAAGAGAGUGAUAGGCACAACGAAGCGAUAGCGGUCAAGCCUGACGCACGCAUUACUGAGCUUGAAGAAUUAUUGAAGAUGCGGGAGAAGGAGCUGGAGACGAAUGAGGAAGAACUUGUGAAGACGAAAAGACAGCUUGAAGACGCUGUGAAUCGUGCUCGUGCGGGUGAUAGUGUAAAGUUGGAGCUAGAGACUGAACUUGCCGCUGUCCGUCUUUCUCUAAAGGUGGCACAGGAAGCUACUACGCAGUUUGAACAUCGGAUGGCUGUGUUGUCUUCCAGUGCUGCUCUUGCAAGCACAACGUCUCAUUACUCGCCUUCAAGUGACGCUACGGUUCAUGGUGAAUUGGCUGAUGUGCAGAAACAGCUGAAGCUUUCAAAGCAGGAAGUAAUGCAGCUUCGCUUUCGCAGUAAUCAGCUUGAGAGUGUGAAUGAGCGUCUAGAAGAGACGCUCAAGGAGAAGCGAACACUAGAAGUGAAGCUGAUUGCGCUCGAGGGUCAGCUCUUUGAACAGCGAAAUCGGACUAUUACCACGGACAACAACAGCUUUUCGCAGGACGUCAAGAACAUUACGAUGCUGACCGAAAUGCAGCGUGAGCUCGACACUAAAUCUGCUCAGCUGACAAUUGCUGAGCGUGAAAUUGAGCAUUUGCGGUUGCAGUGCAGUGAACAACGUGGUAUGAAUUUUAUUUCUGGCAACACUGAGGAUGUAAUUGACAAAGUAAAGCGCUUUGAGAACGAGAUUGGGCGUCUUUGUGAGCGCAAUGACGAGCAAGCCAGACGACUGGAGAAGCUUGCACGUCGGGUAACAGUUGCCGUUCGUGAACGAGAUGGACUUGAGAUGAUUGUGGAGCAAAUGGUGACGGAGAUGGCGCUUUUGAAUAAAGAGGUGAAAGUUUCGACUGGAGCUCGUAACGGCCGAACGCCGUCAAUUUUAGAGGACGAGGAGAUGGAGGGAAAAAAAGUGAUGCUGGAUAAGGACUUGUCUCCUCAGACGGUGGGACAAAGUGGUACAACAAUAAUUGAUCCCUAUGCAAAUGGUUUAACGUCGUUGUCUCAUAUUCCAUCAUCUCCUAAUCCGGACGUCUCUAGCAGUAAAGUGGCUAUGCUUGUGAAGAAUUUUUCUAUUCAUGAUGAGUAUUCCAAUGGUGUCAAGUUUUAUAAAGGACUGAGAAAAUCGCAAUUGGAAUCGCGUCAUCGUAACAUUUCAUCCACGAGUUCAUAA
This is a messenger RNA of Peronospora belbahrii, 2061 nucleotides long. NCBI's taxonomy places the organism in Eukaryota, Oomycota, Peronosporomycetes, Peronosporales, Peronosporaceae. The record is from the annotation of a GenBank genome assembly.